UAACUCGCCGACGCAGCACACCAUCUAGUCAGCUCUAGAAAGUGUGUUUGGCCCUUCUGAAAGAGGGUGUCCACCCCCCCACCCGUUCCCCCACUCAAUUUGCGUGUAGUGGCAGAAGUGGCCCCGUCUAGUGGCGUCCGGUGGAUUUUGGAUUUUUUUUCCCCCGGUUUGGAAAAAUGGAAAAUUGGACCGUUCAAAGGGUGAUCAAGUGUCGACUAAAAAAGGAAAAGCGUCGGCUCGGCUCGAUUCGUGCUGGAUAAGGAAGAAGGGUUUUUUUUUUGUCGGGAAGUGGUGUUGGAAAAGGAAAAUUCUUUCGGCUGCAUUUUCCGAGGAUUACGUGAUUCUAUCGAUAGUUCCUGUGUGAGAAACGCUGACAGGCAGCAAAAACUGUGAAUACAUUUCGGUGCAAGUAGGCGCAAAAGGUGCUAUUUUUCACAGUUAAUGAGCAAGCAGAAUUUACGCCAGUAAAACCGAGGAAAAACACAAAUUUGGAUAAACGAAUUCCAGUGUCGAAAAACAACAAAAAAAAGGUUGAAGAAGAAAAAUGUGUAAUACUAGUGAGUGAAAAUUAGAACCUAUUCUUUACUCUCAGUGUGUGCGAGAAUCCCGCAGCGUGAGCGAAGCUCUCACGCUCACUCACGACCGUCACUCGCGUGAGAAUCUCGCAAACGCACACACAAGAUGGCGCCCAAAGCGUGCCGCGGAGAAGCGGAGCCUACUACGACCACCACCACGACAACAACAACAACAUCGUCGUCGUUGACAAGCACGAGCAGCUUCGUGCGGAGUAGGAGGAAAGCUACGUCACUGUCCUACCCCUCGUCCUCGACGACCUCCGCCAGCGCCCGGAAUAGCCGUAAUAACAAUCGCCAUAAUCGUUACGUCGAUAACUGUCAGACUGCCAACGACGACGACGACGACGACGCCGAAUUCGGCAGUGCUGCCAGCCGACGGCGGCGUCACCACGGUUACCGCCAUCCGUCGAAUCUUAUGAACAAAAUGAUCCUGUUGACCGCGUUGGCGGUGAGCUGUCUGCUACUGCCGGGCGAUGCGUUCGUCCUGGACGGGUCGCAGAACAGCUUUGCCCAGUUCCGGAAGUGGUACACCGGCCUGAACGGGACGCUCGAGCUGGAGUUCAAGACGGAACAGCCCAACGGGUUGGUUCUGUACACGGACGACGGGGGGACGUAUGACUUCUUCGAGCUGAAGCUCGUCGAGGGGGCGCUCCGGCUGCGGUACAACCUGGGCGGCGGCGCCCAAAUUAUCACCGUCGGCCGGGAUCUGCACGACGGGCACUGGCACAAAGUGCAGGUCCUCCGCAACGACGAGCACACCACCCUGACGGUGGACGGGGUCUCCCAGAGCCGGACGUCCCGAGGGAAGGAGUUCCUGUUUGGCAAGUUUGCGACCAACUCGGACGUGUUCGUCGGUGGCAUGCCCAACUGGUACAACUCAAAGCUCGCCCUGCUAGCGCUGCCAAGUGUGAUCUUCGAGCCCCGAUUCCGCGGCUCGGUACGCAACCUGGUCUACUCGGACCAGCCCGGGGUGUCCCCGCGGAGGCAGGAGAUGCGCCAGCCCCGGGACAUUAAGUGUGGAGACUCACCAUGUGAUUUGACGGCCAUUCCACGGGAAAAGGUGACACGGGGACUACGCAGCAACGUUACGGACGCCUGCGAGCGACAUGAUCCUUGUCAGCACGGCGGCAUCUGCAUAUCGACCGAUUCCGGACCGAUCUGCGAGUGUCGCAAUCUCGAGUACGAGGGACCCUACUGCGAACGGGAUAAAGCCCCCUCGGAGGCCACGUUCCGAGGCACGGAGUUCCUGUCGUACGACCUGGGCCAGACGGGGGGCGAGCCGAUCGUGAGCGCGCAGGACGCCAUCACGCUCUACUUCCGGACGCGCCAACCGAACGGGCUGCUCUUCUACACCGGCCACGGCACCGACUACCUGAAUCUGGCCCUGCGCGACGGGGGCGUCUCGCUCACGAUGGGACUGUCCAACGGCAAGCAGGAGAUGCACAUCAAGCCGGCCCGCGUCCGCUUCGACGACCACCAGUGGCACAAGGUUACGGUCCACCGGCGGAUACAGGAGCAGAUCUCAUCGAUAACCAGCUUCUGCCGGCUGGUCGCCGUAGUGGACGACGUUUACACCGACCAUUCGCACAUCGCCGGCAAAUUCACCAUGCUGUCCUCGUCCCGGGUCUACGUGGGCGGGGCGGUCAACCCGCGUGCUCUGCUGGGCGCCCGGGUGCACAACAACUUUGUCGGCUGCCUCCGAAAGGUGGAAUUCUCCGCAGACACUCUCCGGCUGAACCUGAUCGACCUGGCCCGAACCGGUUCCAAGCUGAUCCAGGUGGCCGGCCGGGUCGACUACCAGUGUCCCAGCGGCGACCCCCAGGAUCCGGUGACGUUUACGACGCGCGAGUCGUACCUGCUCCUUCCACCGUGGGACGUCUCGAAGCAGGGCAUGCUGUCCUUCAAGUUCCGCACAAACGAACCGAACGGAUUGAUCAUCCUGAACACUGUGGUGCGACAGCCAAGGCCCGACUUCUUCGCGGUUGAGCUGCUGAACGGCCACAUCUACAUCCACAUGGACCUGGGCUCGGGCGCGGUCAAGGUGCGGGCCUCGCGGCGCCGCGUCGACGAUGGCGUGUGGCACGAGCUGUCGCUGCGGCGGAACGGUCGCGACGGCAAGGUCGGCGUCGACGGCCAGUGGAACGACUUCCGAACGCCCGGUGAUUCGACCCAGCUGGAGCUGGACAGCCCGAUGUACGUGGGCGGAAUUGGGCCACCGUACGCCGACGUGGUCAUUCCGCCGGCCAUCUGGACGGCCACGCUGCGGCAGGGCUUCGUCGGAUGUCUGCGGGACCUGGUGCUGAGUGGGAAACCGGUGGACAUUGCGGCGUACGCGCGGCAGCAGGAUUCGGGUGCGAUCAAACCGUCCUGCCACGUGGUGGCCAACCAGUGCGGAGGUGCGGUGUCUCCCUGUCAGAAUGGUGGCCAGUGUACCGAGGGCUGGAACCGGCCACUUUGUGAUUGUUCGGCGACGUUGUUUACGGGUCCAACGUGCGGUCGCGAAUCGGCAACACUGGCCUUCAACGGAUCGCAGCACAUGGCCAUAUGGAUUGGCGGAACGCUGGGAACGCGAACCCAAACGGAGGAGUUGGUGAUCCGGUUCAAGACAUCGCGACCGGCCGGGUUGCUCCUGUUGACCAGUGCCGAGUCCAGUUCAUCGGAUCGGCUCGAAAUCGGCCUGGUUGCGGGCCGAGUCCGGGCCAACGUAAGACUUGGGGAACGUGAGAAGAACCUACUGGCCGGUCAGGGUGUCCUAAAUGACAACAACUGGCACACGGUGAGGUUCUCCCGACGGGCGUCCAAUCUGCGACUGCAAGUUGACGGGGCCGCACCCGUCAGGGGUAUGUUAUCCGAAGCCAUCCUGGGACGGCACAGCACGCUGGAGGUCAAAUCGCUGCACCUGGGCGGGCUGUUCCACGCCGAGGAGGAGAUCCAGAUGACGGCCGCCAUGCCCAACUUUGUCGGCCAGCUGCAGGGCUUCGUGUACAACGGGCACCGCUACAUUGACCUCGUCAAGACGCUCGGACCGGAGCUGUCCGCCUUGCCGACUACGACGUUCAAGCUGACGGCCCGCUUUGUCAACUCCCCACCGGGAUCUCCGUACUUGCCGGCCACCUUCCGGUCGAAGCACUCGUACGUGGGUCUCCCCAUGCUCAAGGCGUACUCGUCCGUGUUCAUCGACUUCCGCUUCAAGACUCUGGAGCCUAACGGCUUGCUGUUCUACAACGGUGGCAAGCGGUCGGACUUCCUGGCGGUUGAACUGGUCAACGGGCACAUUCACUACGUGUUUGACGUCGGCGAUGGACCGAUUACGGUGCGGGACAAGGCCCGGAUCCACAUGAACGACAACCGGUGGCACUCGGUCAGCAUCCGUAGGCCAGGACCGAAGACGCACACGCUGGCGGUGGACGAGUCCAUCGAGAUCUACACGGCCAGCGGGAACAACAUGCACCUGGAGCUGGAGGGGAUCCUGUACGUCGGCGGUGUCUUCAAGGACAUGUACACCCGGCUACCGUCCAGCAUUGCGUCCCGCUCCGGCUUCGAGGGUUGCAUGGCCUCGGUUGACCUCGCGGACAGUUCCCCGAGCCUCACGGAGGACGCCGUCGUUCCGAGCUCGCUGGUCGUGUCCGGCUGCGAAGGACCCACCAAGUGUAGCCAGAACGCGUGCGCCAACCGGGGAAUCUGCGUCCAGCAGUGGAACGCGUACGCCUGCGAGUGCGACAUGACUUCGUUCACCGGGCCAACCUGUUACGAUGAAUCCAUCUCGUACGAGUUCGGCAAUAACAAGGGCCUAAUCCAGUACACGUUCCCGCCGGGUCGCCAACCGGACACCGAAGAGGACAACAUCGCACUGGGCUUCGUAACGACUAAGUCGGACGCCGUCCUGCUACGGGUCGAAAGCUCAACCACCCAGGACUACAUCGAAAUGGAGAUUGUCGAAGGCAAUGUGUUCAUCGUGUACAACGUCGGCUCGCACGAUCUCCCGCUCGGCGAGAUCGGCGUCAAAGUCAGUGACAAUAACUACCACAUCGUGCGCUUCACCCGAUCCGGAGCGAACGCAACGCUCCAGAUCGACGACUACAACGUCCAAACGCUGUUCCCGUCCGGCCACCAGUCGACGAUCUUCACCUCGAUGGCCAACAUCCAGGUCGGCGGGAAGAUCGCCCGUAACGGGCGGGCCCGCAUCGAGCGGCCGUUCGCGGGCGUCAUCGCCGGCCUGUCCGUGAACCGGCUCCGGGUGCUGGACCUGGCGGCGGAGCGCGACCCCCACAUCAACGUGCGCGGUGAUGUGCAAUUGGUAACUGGCGUUUUAGAUAGAAAUGACCAAAGAAUGCAGCAGAACUCUUCGGACCCGUUCAAGACUCCGGCCAGCGGCUACCCGGGAGUGAUGGACGACCUGAUCUUCAGCGGAGCGGGUUCCGGGUGCCGCGGGGACGACGAGGACGAGUGUACGCCACCGUUCGAGAACGGGAGCGGCGAUGACCUGAUUACGCCGGUGUACGUGCCACCGACGAAGCAGACGACGCCGGCGGCUGGCCAAGGCCAAGGUGGUCGAGGUCGGAAGAAGGACGAGGGCAAGCUGUGCGACGACGAGGACUGCAUGCACGGGUCCGGGUCGGGCGAGGUGACCGAGGUGUUUACUUCCUCGACGGCCAAGGUUUCCGAAACGAGUCCGGAUGUAACGUACACCACGCUCGAUAUGGACCGGAAGACGGAAGGCACGACAACGCUGACAACGCAAGGUCGGUCGGAGACUUAUGCACCGAGUGAGACAACACGGGAAAUGGACACGACAAGCAGUGGAACGACGGGAUACGGUGGAGGAGUUGGAGGUGGAAGCAGUAGCAGUACUGGUAGUAGUAGUAGCGGAACAAGCUACGGGACGACCGUUUCGAUGGGAACUACGGGAACUACGUCGGGUGGGACGUCCAGCAGUGGAACGACGAGUGGUCGAACGACGUACACUUCGGGAACCACGGGAAGUUCGAGUACGUACGGAUCAACGACGCAACAGCAGACCCCGUCGGAAACAACGGUCAGUUUCCGGGAUCGUGAUCGAGACCACGUACGCGAGACAACUCCAACGACCACGGAAGAGGACGACGAUCACAUCGAGGUUCGACGACCGGAUUCAGGUGAAGAGCCCGAGCCAGAGCACAAGCCACCUCCAGGUCGACGGCCGCCCCCGGUCAAGGUGGUGGAACCUCCUAACCCGGAACCGGAGCCACCGUUCAAUGCCCACCCGCCGGGAUACCCUCCGACGCGAUCGCCCAAGCACAAGGGAGGUCGCAUCAACUCGGAAGCUGAGGAACGUACGGCCAUGAUCAUCGGCAUCGUAGCAGGAGCGCUGAUCGCGGUCAUCCUGGUGAUCCUAUUGGUGCUGUGGAUCAAGUCGAACGGCGAUCGGUCCUACAAGACCGAGCACGAUAAGAGUGGCCUGUACGGGCAGGGUCCGAGUGCGGCCUUGCUGGGCGGAUCGCACGGCAAUGCCCACAACUCCCAUUACAACACCCACCAGCAGCAACAUCCGCCGUCGCAUCAACAACCGGCGCAACAUCAGCAACCUCCCCACUACAACGGCAACGGAGGUUCCGGCGGUGGACAUCACACGAACGGUGGCAGCACAUUGCCGCUCAACGGCUCGUUACGUCACCACCAUAACGGUGGUAACGGAAUGGGCGGUGGCGGCAUGGGCAUGGGCGGCGGCUACAACGGGAGUGACCGGGGCAGCAUGCAAUCCGGCGGAGGCGGAGGUGGCGGCGGAGGAGGUGGAGGUGGGGGCGGAGGAGGCGGCGGUGGCCAACCACAAAAGACGAAAAAUCGAAACUCGAAAGACAUCAAAGAGUGGUACGUCUAAAUCCACGUAACGUCACGUAACGCCACGAUCACGAUCAUUCGCACACAUUCAAGACACGAUCACACUCACGAACGCGAGCGCGACGCCAUCAGAGACGUUAUAUUUGUAAACACACACUGUAUUGCCACUACUACAACUACUACUACUACUACUACUACUACCAAUACUAACAAGCAUAACGGAUGAAAACGACACUAAUACACACAAAUACGGAACGCGCGAAAAACAGCCGCCAGACUUGUUUAUACCUAUCAUUGAGAUUAAUUACUCAUAUUAAUCAAUAAAAUGAAGAUUGUGAUGAAACUGCAACCACUAUUUCAUAAGAGACACGCAAACUCACACACUAACACACACACACCCCCUCUGACAGCCAGAACAAUGGAAAUCCUUCAACUAGAUCGUAAGCGAAAACAAAACUUGUAAAUAGAAAACAGACACAAAAACACAAAAGGAGAGUUACAAAAUGCUCGCAUAAUUGAGAGAAGAAGAAAAAAAAGGAAAAGUAUAUUAGAAUAAACAAUGCGCGGGAAACGAUGUGAGGAACAGUGAAGCAAAACAAAACAAUGGCAGGCGGUGACGUGCAAACAAAGGUGCAAUUUAAACCCAACACAAAACAAACACACACACACACACAGUUUUAUCGACUUGUUAAGAAACACAAAUAUGUGAACGAUUUUUUUAGAUUUCUACUUGCUGCGCUAGAAAAAAAAUUGUUGAAUGAUGCUGUGUUGCCAGCAUCGUACGGUUUUGGUUAUCGCGCGGUCCCUCCAAAGGUAAACAAAAAUAUGUUAUUGAAGGUUGUUUAUAAAGGCUUAGUGUUUUUUUUUUUGCGAAUUUUUAGUAAAACAGCAAAAAAUAACAGAGUGGAUUAACUUACUUUAGUGGAACAAUUUACACCUGUCGAAAGCACAUAAUUCGCAAGGUUUUUGGAUUCUAUAAGGUAUGACAGCUGUCAAAAUAUUUUUAGCACGAAAAUUUGAUUUUGAAGUGAAAUUUUCAGAAAAGUGAAAAUUGUGACUGCAAAAAAAAGCCAAACAAAUUUUCCCGCAAGUUCAAUAAGAAGUGAGCAAGCAAGUUUCUAUCAAAAGUUUUGCAUAAUUAGUUGUUUAAAUAGUGAAAUUCAGCAAAUUGGAUGGAGGAAGGAGCGAGUGCUUAACCUGUCCAACAUACGAAAAUUUCCCCUAAUUUUGACUUCGUAUUUUUAGCAGCAUAUUUCGUGAAAAGCAUGUUCUCGGAAAUCAUCGAAAAAUUAGAUGUACGAGUUUACAAAGGUGAAAUUCAAUUUAGCAAAUCCUCUCUGUAUUUUUUAAAUCGGGCAGAUGUAUUUUUUUUCUCAGAUCUACAAAUAAAAAGUGAACGUUAAAUUGAAAUGCAAAGUCACACGGAACUAUGCAAACAAUUUCUUUUUUUUUUGCAAAUAAAAAAAAUAAUCAUUUUACAAGAUUUAACAUUUAUUUUACUGAUGAAAACAUUGAAACAAAUUAAGAUUUAUUUUUUUACCUGAAUGCUUUUAAUUUUCAAAACACACAAAAACACUUCCAACGUUGUUACAAAAAAAAGAAAAAGAAAAUAUAUCGUUAAUGCAUUGCCAUGCAGUUAAGCCAUUUUUCAAAACUCCUUCCCCGUUGGCAUUUUAUUGCACGAAGAGUUACCAAAGCCAUUUAUACGCUUUAGUUAAAUAUUGAUAGUUUAAAAAAAACACACCCACACAAACACUGUUGAAAGCAAAAACCGCCAUUAAAGAACACAAACAGAAAAAUGUUUGAGCGAAAGUGAGUGAGUGGAACAGAUGAAUUAAUGCAACAACAAAAAAGUGACACCCUCUUAAACUCUUCGAUUCCGCAUUGAGAGGUAAAUCAUUAAGAAAAUAAAGGUGACAUUAAAAAUAGCAAAUUGUUUUUCUGCACAAAUUCAAAACUAAUGUCUAAGAAAAUAAGAGAAUGAAGAAAGUGGAAAACGAACGAAGUUCUCGAUAUCUUAAAGAUUCCAAUUCCAAUAACAAGCAAAUUCUGCAAAAUGAAAAGUUCACAAAAAAAACUGCGGUAAAUGUUUUCGUUUUAAACUUUUUCACCCAACUUUCCCAAUUUUUACGUUUAGCAUUUAUCCUCUAUCACUCCAUGUUUCCAAAUGUCACUUUUGAAACAACAAAAACAAUCCCAAAUCCAUUUGAAUGUCUCGGAAAAAGAUGCUCGUGCGAUAUGAGAGAGAGAGAGAGAGUCCUUUAAAAAAGAUCUAUUUACACAAUCACUAUCACUUAAGUAAGAAACAAUGAAAAAAAUAUCUCAAAUUCUAAGACGUUUUGCGAACAUUGAAGCAAAAAAAGAAGAAAAACUUUAAACCGCCGGAUUACAUUUUUGAAGCAAUUAUUCGAACUGUUUCUCAUAAAUAAAUAAAAAGUCAAAGCGACUAUGCGAAGACCGCUCCUCUCAAUUUUUUUACCCAAUUCUGAGGGGACAAUCUGUCAAUCGAGAGCGACCCUACCGAGAAAACAAAAACAAGAUCCAAACAAACAAUCUUUCAAAAGAACACAGAAACACACAAACAGACUAACUUUUGCCUCGAAAUUCUUUGAAAUGCACCUUUAAUGAUAAAAAAAACGUAUUGCACCAAAACACUGUCACAAAUCCAUACACAAAACACGAAAAAGUGCUGCUUUGAAUGCGCAAAUGAAAUAAACAAACAAACAAAUCUGCCAUCUUUUUUCCUAACAAAACCCAAAAUUGUUAAACAAUAGGCAGGACCGAGCAAAAUAAAAAAGCAGCAUCUGUAAUAACACUCCUUUUCAGCAGAUAUUUAAACAUUCAAAAAAAUACCAAAUUAGAGAAAAAUAAAAAAAAACUGUAAACAAAAGCGACAGGAACACUCACACUCACACUAAUAAAUGUUUUUCUCUUUCUCUUGCAAACAAAAGAAAACAUAUACCAAUGUAAUAAAAUCAACGUUGAAAACAUUUCAAGGUAUAGGCGUUAACUUAAUUUAGACACUCUCCUUAAGAAAAUGAUGCAAAAAAAAAGUUUAAAGAAAAACAACUUUUUGUUUUGUUUUCCUUAAAACCUUUGAGAAACAAAGUAAAUAAAAAAGAGUCACGCACAUGACAGUUCACAUUUCUCAAAUUGUAAACAGGCAAGCAAAAGUAAACGCAGCUCUCUCUUUUUUGAUUUAUUUUUGUUCACACGAAGAUACUGAAAAAACACAAACACAUACACACAAUUCUCACAAGCGACUUAGGAAUAUGAACCUUAUAUGGAACAACAUAUCAGUUUUUAUACCAGGUCUAGGAAAAGAGGAACCCACAAUUGGCCUCGCUCCCCUAGUGGCAGAGCUGUCAAAAGGCGCUGCACACACGCAGGGGCAGAACAAUGGAAAACAAGUGAGGUUAGGCGUAAAGCAAGCGAUGCGAACAAAGAAUCAAUCCUGUCGAACAAACAAUCAAUGAAAUCCCUCUCUGUAUCGUUUUUUGCAAAACAAAACAAUGGACUAAUAAAAACAACAAUCUAUCAGACAAGUCGAGUGACAUCCUCCUCCCCCCUCAAACAUCAUGGCUUUGUGUUUGCGAGUGCGCAAUUGUAGGCCCCUCCCCCCACACACUUUUUACUCAUCUUUAGAUAGGUAGAUCAAAUGACAGUUAAUCCCGCCCCUUCCCUCUUUUGAUUCUCUGACACAAAAUUUCAAACCGACCUUUUUUUCAAAAUUCCUAAGACGAUCAAAGUAGGUGUACCCCACAGAAGCAAAUUCGUACAUCGAAGAAUCAGUUCCGAUCCCCGCCCCCUAAAUAUUUCGGUUUAGUCCAACACAAAAUAAACCCAACAAAUCAGACAGUUGACAGUUUGAACAAAUAGGGAAAGAGUGAAAACAAAAGAAAAAGGAGAAAAAGAACAAUCCAACUACACAAACACACAUAGAUAAGUUCUAAAUAUUAUGAAUGGAAGGAUUUGACUGAGAACUUAGGAAAAACGGAAAGCAAACGAUUAAACCAAAAAAAAUGAAAACAAUAUAGAUAAGCUUACAUAACUAGCGGAAACAAAGGAAGUAAACAAACACGAAAGAAAAGCUUUAAGUUACGUUCCCUUCGUACAUAGGAAGAAAAGGUUAAAAAAAUGAUCCCCAAGCAAAAGAAUGAAAUGACAAACAGAGACACAAACACUAACACAAAACCACAGAAGAGUUUCAGCAAAGGCGAAAACCGGAAAUAGGAAGAUUCAAUAAACUGCAUAUGAAAAACCCCAAAAUAAAUAGGCUAAAAAAAAACAAACAAUACAAGUCAUCUCUGAAAAGACACACGUAACAAAAGACAAGAAAACGCAUCAUGUUAUUUAAUUUACUAAGUUGUAGAAUUUGUAUAAAAAUUAGCGAAAAUGAAGAGAAAAAAACAAUAAUUAUUAAUAAUUACCGAAAGGAAGUAAACAAAACGACAAAACAGCCACAUACAAACGGAACAAACUGACAAACCACAAACACUGUUAAAUUUAAAACAAACAAAAAAUCCCCGCAACAUGUUUUGCCAUACACAGAGAGAAAAAAAUACACAAUUGAAGCAUUUCAAGGCUGGACUAAACUUUCUUCUCAAAGUAGCGCGCAUAUUUAUGGCUAACAACAACAGAAAUUCAAACACACACACACACACACAUACACACACUGUUAGCGAAAAAAUAAAAACAAAAGCAGAACAAAGCAAAACAAAACCAAACCACACAAGGACUUUUUUCUUGUUAGCUGUAUAGGUUGAUGUUAUGUAAGUGAAAAGAAAAAGUAAACAAAAAAAAUCGUAUGAAAUUUAAAGAAACCAACACACGAAACAUUGUUUUAGUUCCUGUUUUGAUAUUGAUUUAUUUUUUCUGUUGCUGUAUGAGUAUAGUGGUUAAGCGGAGAUUAAAACAACAACAAAAAACGAUACAUUUAAAUCUAAGCAAAAUGAGGAAAAAAAUGUAUAUUUGAAGAAACAGAAAACUGCAGUUUUGUUGCUGAAAUAAAGAUUAAAAUUAUA
This is a messenger RNA of Culex quinquefasciatus (southern house mosquito), 11416 nucleotides long. RefSeq names its product neurexin-1. The coding region runs from base 682 to 6432 and encodes 1916 amino acids. The record is from RefSeq and is a predicted model, not a curated record. Lineage: Eukaryota; Metazoa; Arthropoda; Insecta; Diptera; Culicidae. The transcript has 22 exons.